Messenger RNA from Calypte anna (Anna's hummingbird), 960 nucleotides. Its product is annotated as ficolin-2. The record is from RefSeq and is a predicted model, not a curated record. The coding region runs from base 1 to 960 and encodes 319 amino acids. Lineage: Eukaryota; Metazoa; Chordata; Aves; Apodiformes; Trochilidae. The transcript is spliced from 9 exons.
AUGGGGACAGUGGCCACAGCUCUCUUGGCUUUGCUCAGCCUGACAGCAUCAAGAUGUGAUGCCCAGGACACCUGCCCAGAGGUCAGGCUCCUGGGACUGGGUGAUGCUGACCGCCUCGCUGUUCUCCAAGGAUGCCCAGGGAUCCCAGGUGCCUCUGGCCCAAAAGGAGAACCAGGGCUUCCAGGAACAAAAGGAGAAAUGGGAGCCCAGGGAUUUCCUGGGAAAGCAGGACCACCUGGCACAAAAGGACCAGCAGGAGAACCUGGCUCCCCAGGACCAAAAGGAACAAAAGGAGACCCUGGACUUCCAGACACGUGGGAAGCCAAGAAUUGCCAAGAGCUGCUGGGCAAAGGGAAGCUCCUGAGUGGCUGGUACACCAUCUACCCCCACAGCUGCAAUGCCACCACCAUCUUUUGUGACAUGGACACAGAUGGAGGAGGAUGGAUUGUUUUCCAGAGGCGCUGGGAUGGGUCAGUGAACUUUUUGCGAGACUGGGACUCAUACAAGAGAGGCUUUGGGAACCAGCUGACAGAGUUCUGGUUGGGGAAUGAAAAUAUCCACCUCCUCUCCUCACUGGGACCCUGUGAACUCCGCAUUGACAUGAGAGACUUUGAAAACAACUACUACUUUGCAAAGUAUGCUUCAUUCAGAGUUUUAGGAGAGUCUGAGAAAUACAAACUGGUUCUAGGGGACUUCCUUGGUGGGAACGCUGGAGACUCCUUAUCAUACCACAAGGACAUGCCAUUUUCAACAACAGACCAGGACAAUGACAUGAGCUCCUUUAACUGUGCUGCAGAGUACAAGGGAGCCUGGUGGUACAACGACUGCCACUUCUCCAACCUAAAUGGGAUGUACUGGCUGGGUGUGCACAGCAGUUAUGCUGAUGGAAUAAACUGGAAGACAGGCAAAGAAUACCAUUACUCCCACAAGAGAACAGAAAUGAAGUUCAGGCCAGUUUAA